AAAAUAUUGACUGGUGCUUGUUUUGAAAUCGCGAGAAAUGGGCAAAAAUCACCGUCAUAAAAAGAAUUUAAAGGCCGACAAGGCUAAAGUUAAACUCAAACAAACCAAAACGAAGUUCCUACCGAAAGGUUUGAACGAAACUAAGGCCACUUUUAAAAUAAAGCCCAUUGUUCUCGCUGAGCAACUUAAAGAACGAAGUAACGAAGCCCCUUUAAGUAAGAGAAAACUUGAUGUUAAGGACUUGUGUAACAGAAUGCAACACUAUAACGAAAAUGUGAGACGUUCAGCCUGCGAAGACCUCACCGAUAUGUUUAGACAAUAUUCCGAGGACAUUAUACGAGACAACUUGGAUGACGUUAUAUUAAACAUUUCGAAUUUAAUGCAAGACAGGGAUCGGAAAGUUAGAAAUGCUGUUGUCAAAGCUUUGAAUAUUAUUUUAGAAUUGACUGACAACGAGAAAUUGGAGCCUUUUUUCAAAUACUUCUCGGUCAACAUGCGGUGUGCCAUGACACACAUUGAUCAAGGAAUCCAAGAGGAUUCUUUGAAAUUCCUGGAUUGUUUCUUAGUUAGAAAUUGCGGUUUGGUGGCAAACACUUCGAACAAAUUACUACCAGAUUUUUUUACGCUUAUUUCGAGAUUAAAAAACGAGAGUUCUUUAGGGCGAACUCUAACACUGAACUUAGGAAGUAAAAUUACUACAGUGUCUUGGAGGAUUAAGGUGUUGAGUAGAUUACACGCAGUGUUGGAAUUAAUUUUGGAAAACAACAAAAGGGAUAUCGAUAGUAAUGUUGAUUAUGAUGCAAACGAGUCCAAUACAUUCCCUAUAUAUAAAAAUCACUUUUACGAAGCAUUAACAAAUCCGAGUUUGGAAUAUUGGGAGAGCCUCGAAGAUGAUACAUGUAAAAACACAUUAGACAUUCACCUGUCGACCUUAAUUCCGAUUUUUCACGAUAUUUCCAUGGAAGUGUUGCCAGAUAAGAAAGUUUAUGUGCACGAAGGUACUUGUUUGAACGAAGAAUCAUUAGCUAUUUUAUGGAGCAUUGUGAAUACAAUGUAUUUGUUAUGGAAAUACGUGGAAAAGAACCAAAGUGCUAAUCCAAAUUUGAUGAAAGUUUUUACAUCGGACGAAGCAACGACAUUUUUGGGUCAUUUAAUGAAGCUGUUUCCAUAUAGUCAAAACGAAAAUACCAUUAAUACCGCGAAAUCUGCGUUAAAGUUGUUUGAUACGAAUUUGGACCCGAAUUGCGUGAAGGAGAAUAUCAUGCUCUGCUACAUAUGCUUUGUGUUACACGCAAAUAUAGCAAGGGAUACUAUUAAGAAAGAUUUAGUGAUUAUAUCGUCCUAUAUUAACAAGUGUUUGUUAACAAAAAACUACAUAAAUCAGCACAAUAUUCAGUAUUUCAUCGAAGUACUCAGGCUGUGCCUUUUGGAAAAAUCGCAUUUAUGGAAGAAAACUAGAGUCGACGUUAAGAAGAUUUUAGAAAACGUGCUGGUGUUCUAUCAUUCUGUGUCAAUUGGAGAAAAACAGAGAAUGAAAUUAUUCAAGAUUCUCGCAGAUCUUCUGGAUAAUCCUUACUUAUCCAAAUCUUCCCAGUAUCAAUCUUGGCUUGCUUCAUUGGCAGAGCUGCUGUGUAAACCACAAAUUAGCGAUACAACUGUUGAAACUUUGUUGGAAUUGGCAAGAAAAAACUGCUCGCCGUUUCUUUCAGCAGUAAAAUCGAAUUUCGUUCGAAUACUAGAUAAUUUGGAUUCUCUGAAUAUAGUAGUAACGAAAAAAAGCUAUAAAGAUGAAGCGGCCGUUAAAAGGGAAAUUGUUUAUAUUUUCUAUUAUUUAAGAGAAUUGAGUUCUAAGGAAUUUAAGAUGUUAAUAAUAAUGAUUUCGAAGCACGUUUCCGAAGAGGAUUGUCAAUUAAUUAAGGGAUAUCUUCAGAAGCAAAUUUGUUGAUUUUGAUCGAUUUC
Molecule: messenger RNA, 1959 nt
Organism: Phyllotreta striolata
Lineage: Eukaryota; Metazoa; Arthropoda; Insecta; Coleoptera; Chrysomelidae
Source: the annotation of a GenBank genome assembly